UGUAUUCUGAGUGCAGUUGGUGAAAGGAAAUAUUCGGGGCGAGUGUGAUAAAAAAUAGGACAAGAAAAAUAUUUUUGUGCUUUAACUUAAAAUUUAAGAACACUGAUUAAUUGAUAAUAUAUCUAAAAUAUUUUAAAAUUCAAGUAGAUUGUAUAAGGUGUGCGAUAAUGUUUGCUUUUACUGUGCUUGUAUUCAAUUUCAUUCAAGGUGUAAUUUCAGCCAAUGCAGCCAUUCCUGGUGGCCAUUGUCGUGAUUACAAUGGAAAAAUGUACGAAACGGGGAUGCAUUUUAUGCCCGGGCCAGAUACAUGCCGCCUCUGUGUGUGUGAAAACGGUCUACCGAAGGCUUGUAAAAUGGUAUUAUGUGAAGCAUUUAGCAAAUGCAAAUCUUUUCAAGUUGGCAAUGGCAACAGUUGCUGCGAGGUGAUCUGUCUUGAUGAUCAAUUCACUGAUGGCAGUACUGAUUUCGGUAUUUGACUGGUGGCCAGUGGCAUUACUGCCACACUUUCUUUAUCGUUGCUCUUCUUUCUGGUAAAUCGUCUGAGACAGCGUAAGAUACGUGCACGCGAAAGUCGACAGAAUGUCGAGGAUCAGCGCAGUAUUGUUGGUAGUAUAGGUUAUAUUGCCGGUAAUAUGGGUUACAUGGAAGGUAACAUGAGCGGCAUGGAUUAUUCCUAUGGUGGUGGCGCUUCACACUAUCCACUAUGGAAACCAGCGGGUGCUUACUUUCCACGUGGGGAGGCGCCACCUCCUUACGAAGAGGCUGUCGCCAUAUCGCAAGCAGAAGCCUUAAGCGCCCAGUGCACCGUUAGUGUGGCCACGACAGCGCACCGAGCUAUGGGCCUUAAUGCUACGGUUACACCGGUCGAAUUAAGUGCCGAAAUGCGUCGCAACAUGCAACAACAGCAACAACAAACUUUAGUGCAGCAACAUGCGAUACAUAUGCAUCAACCAACGUCAUCACACAGUGGUAGUGGUGGAAACUGUACUACUUCGCUUGCCGGAAUGCCUAACACGACGCAAGCAUUGCAUCAUGUCGGUGCGUUGACGUCUACGGCACAACCGCAACUGCAACAUCAUCAACAGUCUCACAACCAAAUAACGCAAAGCACCACCAACCUAAUUAACAUCAAUAUCAAUAGUGGCGGCAAUGUGACCACAAUUGCUACGGGUGAAAAUCAUCAACCGCCAUAUAGUUUGCAACACGAAAGUGGCGGCAAUGUUUUACAGGAACCACUUAGUCAUCAAUCGUUACAACAGCAGCCACAAUUAAUGAAUACAACUCACAUAGGCAAUAGUAGUGGGGGCCGUCUCCACCUGACUGCCGCAACGCCCAGCAAUUCAAUUUGUGUACAGACCCUCUCAAAUGGAGCGGGUGCUCAUCAGCCACUCAGUCAAUCAACGCAAAUGAUGGGAAUAAACAAAUCUCUCCACCUGCAGCAACAGCAGCAACAUCACCACCAACUUACUGCUGCUAACGUCGCUUGCCAAGCUUUGCAGCAGACAAUGUCAUCUUCAAUUGGUUCUACGUCGAAUAGUAACGAGUGUAGCUAUAAAAAUUGUCAUCUGAAUAUCAGCGCCAGCACUGCAUUGGCUUCGUCGUCGACUGUGGGCGGAUCACAGCAGCGUCGCUCCCAACGUACACUGCCAGUCACGCAAGAUAUGCUGCAACACUUUGUUACAGUUGCUGAUGUGGAAAUUAGCGGUAACACCGUUGGGUAUCACUCAUUGCCGAAUGGUAGCGGUGUCGGCGGGGGUGACCGUGAAAUGGAACUGCUCAGUGUUGCUACGGUACCCGCGUCAACGCAAUAUACUGGAUCUCAAAUGACGGGGGCAAUUUCCACACCCAGUAUGGAUGUGUUGCCACUGAUGACCGGAGAAAUCGCUACAAUUUCCAAUAACACCAGCGAUUCAGUCACACAAACAGCAAUAAGCGCAGUCUCUGGAUCACAUACACUGCCGACAAAUGCGCACACACAAACAUUGAAAAGUGGUAACAACAGCACCAAUAAUAGUAGUAACCAAAACAGCAAAACACCCUCAUCCUCACGCCGUUAUCAUCGUACUAUACCACGAUAUUUUGCUCUUACCGAUCCGCUGAGUGACAAAGAAGCCUAUGGCAUAAAUAAAAGCAAAUCAGAAAACAGCUCACGUGGUGGAGCGAGCAGUACUGUGUCUGCUGUAACUUCUGCCAAAAAACCCACCUGUCAGUGCCCAGUUCAGCACGUGCCCAUGUCAUAUAUGGCAGCCACGCAACUGAGUAAUGUCGCACAAUGUCCCAAUAACAGUGCUCUUCUUUCGGCCCUAAGCAGCAAAUUGAGCGCAGCUUGCCAAUCAUCAGCGGCAUCUCAAACAUCGUCAGCAUUAUCAACUCUAGUUACAUCACAUGGCAGCAGCAGUAACGGGCGUUCCAACACUGUUACUACAUUGGGUUAUCCGCAACGAGUCAAAUCCUCUAAUAGUCUUCAACAAUCGUCAACGAACGACGUCAACAGUUUCGGUGUGGGCAGCACCUUAAAGCGCACAAUGCAUACCACUAGCACCAGCACUAAUACGUCAACGCUCACCAAUAAUAACAAUAGCAACAUUAAUGCUACAUCCGUUUGCAGUUAUGACACGAAAAUUGCUACAAUUUCUAAGCAAGUCGGUGAUAGCUCAGCUGCAGAUCUAGGAACAGCCAUAAGUAGUCAUCAUCAUCAUGCUGCCCACCAUUCCCACCAUACUCAUCAUGCACACAGUGUGGUUGUGUUACCUUCACAGACCCACGACGAGAGUAUGCCUAUAGUUUUGGGGCGUGUACAUAAACGAUCCAGUGGUGAACGAGAGCGCGACCGUGAACGAGCACGCAGUGCUAGUAGUGGGCGUGCCAGCAGCAAUAGUAGCGCACACCAGUUGGAGAAUAGCGCUGCUACAAUUUACUUGAACAGAAAGGGCGACGCAUACUUGAAUUUUCCCCAUCCACAAAAUUUCAGCAAUCGCAAUUCGCAACAGCAGCAGCAGCAGCAGAAUUACCACCAACAACAACAAACCAACGAAACAAAUCCAAUAUUACCACCGAAACUACACAAAUCUCUAACGAAUUUAAAAUCUACAACAAACAACAAUCAUAGUAUAACGACCACAGCAACAGAGAUUUCAUGUGCUGCUGUUACUACACCCAACCCCACCACCACUGCCACCACCUGCUCGAGUUACACAACCGUGCAAACGGUAUACACUCUCAGCAAACCAUCCACAUCAACCGCAGCACAUGUGAGCCGUAAGGAGCACCAAACUAUCCAUGAACCAAUAAAUGGCAACGGCGGCACCAGCAGUUGCAGUAAGAAUUCGCCACCUUCGCUCACUCUGCCCCUUUCGCCGGGGUUAGCAAACAAUUUUGGAGGUGUGAGUACCAGUACUGGUAGUGGUUGCGGAAGUAGUUCUGGCAACAUUACUGUAGGUUCGCAAACACAUUCUUCUGAAAAGUCAAGUAAAAUCAAUUCAAGCACAUUUUAUCCACUGCAAAAUAAUCAUGUGACAUACACACUGCCAAAAUAUAUAAGCGGCAAAGUAUCGUUGAAUAGCACCAUUGCCAGUGUGGUUAGCAAGGUGCCUUCAGUGAUCAGCAUACCAGUUAGUGGCGGCGAAGUCGAUUUAUUUGAGAAUAACAACAGCUGUGUAUACGCCUUAAGUCACAGCAAUUCAACAAACAGCAAACACGAACCCACAGCAAUGUCUACGUCGAAGAGUAGCAGUGCAAACGGCCGUAGCACAACAUUGCCAAAGAUUUUGCGUGCCAAAAAACAGCAAGACGUUAAUGCUACCAAUAAUUGUAAUAGCAAUAUUGGCAGCAGCACCAUAAAACAUAGUACAGCUUCUGGAAUGACAACAGCAGUUGCGUCGAUAUCGUCGGUAUCUCAAUGCAAUAUGCCCGUCUAUCCCCAACAGUCCACUAGUUCACAUGUCAAAACAACCGCAACGGCUAAUGCAACAACGCAAUUCAAUUCCAUCAUAUCUGAUGGUGAUGUUCUGUCUUCUGCCAAACAUUUACCAGUCUGUACCACUUCGAAGAAUUGCCAAAAUCCAAAGGAGCAUUUUUUGCCAAACGACACUAGUUUGGAUGAUGAUUACUUAAGCGAGUGUGAGAAUUGUAAAAUUGCGCAGAGUGCCAAAUAUUAUUUAAAUGCUGAAGAAGUGGGUGCAAUACCACAAGAGACAAUGACCCUACAGCGCAAAUCGAUGGACGACAACAAAGAGGAGCAGGAGCAGUCGUAUUAUCGAAUUUCGCACACGCUACCAACGAACCCCAAGAAGAAUGCUCCAGUCAAAAAUAACAAUCGUGAACCAUGGUUUUCUACAAUCCCAGCUAGCUCGUCAUCCGAAGAGGAUGUCAAUGAAUGAGAUUUAACACAUUUUCUUUAAAUAAAGAAUUACCAAAACCCACACGCACCAGAAAAUACAUAUACGCACACACAAAUGCAUGUACUUAAAUGCGAAAGCAUAGGAAUAAGGAAAACAGCUUUUAGAUUUGGCAAAUCAAAAAGUUGAAGUAUGUAAACGACAGUACGAACAUUAAAUGUAAUAUCUGCACAGCGGGUAAAUCUAAGUAAGUAUUCAAAUAAUACACACAUGUAUAGAAUACACAGUAUCUUUGAAAUGUAUUGGAAGUAAAAUUAAAAUAACUUUACAGUAGAUACUUACACAAUUACAAGUAAAAAAAAGUCAAAAUCUCUUGAAAAUACCGUAAUAAAAACUCUCUUGGAGUAUUUCAUAAAAGAAAUAGAUACAGGAAAGAAUAUGUUGUUAAAUCUUCUUUUUUACUCUUCGCACGUUUCAUCAGUAUGUUGCAAAAUAAGGCUAAAUGAAAAAACCUAAAGCAAGCCUUUCGACAUAACGUAUAUAAUAAGUUAAAAUGUUAUUAUAGAAAACACAAUAUACAAUUAAGAGAUACCAAAAAUUUAAUGUAUUCUUAUGUAUAGAAAAAAACGUUCAUUAAUUGUGCGCUUCAAUUAACUAACAAUUAAGACAGGAAAAUAGUUUUCGUUGAGCAGAUAUUCAUACAAUAAGCUAAGCCAAAUCUGCUUGUAUUCAAUAUUACAUGUAUAAAUUUAAAAAAUACAAAAAAAAAUUAGCAUAUAAUUAUGUUCCGAUACGAUAGGAAAACAUUUGGGGAUGAUCACAUUGCUAGCGGUACACAUUUCAAUGGAAACGAAAUUCGCAUAAUUAUUUAUAGAUACAUAUAUAGAUUUAAAUGACACAAGAAAACUUCAAUCCAACUACCUACAGAUUUUAUUUUGUUGAAUGAACAAAGAGCGAUGCUUUUUAUUUUCCAACAAUUGUUUCUUACAGGGAAGACAAAAUUAAAAAAUAAACGAUAAAUCAUAAAUGUACGCGAUCAGUGCUUAAAAAUGGAAGCAGUAACGUGAAUAUUCUUUCUAAAGUCAAAUUUUACAUUAUUGCUUGAGAAAGCCAAAGGAAAGCAGUGUACGUGAAUGCCAAAAAAAGUAUAAAUUAGCAAAUGUAUAUUGCUUAAAACUUGCCAUUUGGAAGCAUUAAAAAUGUGAUACUUCCGGCUGGCGCAAUUAGUUUUAGAUAUUAUCAGCUGACACUUUACAGUGAUGCCUUAACCUUGGGAGCAUUUCGCUCUGAUUUUUUGGUGCGAUGAAUCCGAAUAUAGUAUAUUUAUGACAGUUUUCAUUAGAGAAAACAUCACAAAAUUACCAAAAACUGUAAAUAUAUUUGAAUUUGAAAGUGAUUCCAAAUAUGUUGAAAAUAUACUUUUUUUUUUAUAAAUACACGUUACAAACAAACUUUUCAUGCUGCUACAACCAUGUAAAUAUUACGUAAACGAUCUUUGACCUGAUUAUCUCUCUUUCAACAUUAAUUUUUGUUCUUUGAAUCGUAUUACUUUUGUGAAUGCCACAUGCUGAUCCAUGUUUCCAGUACCAGGGUCAAUCCAUUACUGACCCUCCUUCAAGACUGAAUGUUGGUGGCCACUUUAUUUAGUGUCCACGUGUCCUCCAAAUAUAUAUGAUUGUCUACUUGAUCUAAAAAUGAAACUCAUUUCUACACUCUAUUUACAAUUAAAUAUCAAAAUGUGUGAAUAUCCUUGGUCAAGUGAAGAGAAGGAAACAAACAAUGCUGACAGACUUCUUUCUUUAAGACACAGCUGAUAUUUUGCCAUUAUCUACAUAAUUAAAGUUCUAUUUAAAUGUCUCUAUAAUAAUACAAGGCACUUUUUUUAAGUAGCCCACCUAGUGUGAAAUCUCGAAGUUUUUAUUUUUUCCUUAUUUCGAUUUCUCAGAUCGAAUCGUUGUUUUUGCUUAUUUUGUAUUCAAAGUCCUUGCAGUUUUCCAAUUGUUCGACGCAAGUCAAGACAGCGAAUAUUCAAUCUGAGUUAAAACCGUUUAGUGUGAAUAAUUCUUCAUCUGCCGACCAAAUGUUGUUGUACUAUCACCAGAAAUCACCGUUCCCCAUUGAUCUAAUGGUGAUAGUUUUUCCGCAAAAAUAAAUGACCAUUUGUACGAAAACGGUACGCAGAUAGUCGUAUUGUUCACUUCUGAUGCAAACGUUAUUUGUACGAAAAAUCUAGGUCUAUAAGACUUAUGUAUUAUGCAUUCUAAGUAAAUUCUAUUUUCUUUCCUCUUUUUUAACAUUUACAAAUGUAAACAUUUAAUACUUAAACAUCUAACCUCUUGAACCCAGUUUCAAUUACUUACCUGUCUUUCGGUAACGUGUCAUUACUUUCAUGCCCACAAAACCAUUCCUCGUCUCUAAAAAAAUGUCAACAGAAAGAGCCUGUCAUUUUAUUAUUUCAUAAAAUGAUUUGUUCCGUAUGUUAUCGAAAUAAAGUCAUAUGAUAAUUAGAAUUAUCCUAUAUUUUAUCCUUAUAAACAUGUCGAAGAGAUAUGCCAAUAUAUUCGUAAAAAUAAAGAUUUUUACAGGGAUGUAAAUAAAACUUGUCAAUCCUAUUAAAAAUAAUGAACUUACCAUACUUUUAUAGUUCAAAUACUGAUAACGCUGACGUAUCUAACUACAAUAAAUCUUCUUUCAAAGUCGGUCCUUUAAUGUCUAUUGUAAUCAAUUACAUUUAUAUAUUGUGCUUUGAAAAAAAAAACAGUAAACUAUAUUAGUUUAAAAUACUGCUUGAAUAGCCAUUAAAACUGUAUUGUAGGGCUAAGAUGUGUGAUAUAUGACUGAUAGUCUUAACUUAGCACUGCAUUUAUCUGCAUAUACUCAGUGUUUAAGUCAAUUAAAAGUUAUCUUGAACUAAGUACAUUAUUUAUCAUUUAACAUUUAUACUAACUUGCUUGUCCCAUAUACGGAAUUUGGAUGGAGCCUCCCUGUUAAUUAUUUUUGACAACGUAUCGGCGAUGGUAUUAACAACUUAACCGAACGUUAUGGUAUAUACAUAUCUGUUUUCCAAUCCAUACCAUAAAGCGGAACAUGAAACUUGCUUGGCUUGCAUCUGGAAAGUUAUGAAAGCUCCAAGUAAAGUAGCAUAACAUAACAUUUAUGUUUCUUGACAUCUUUACAUUUAAACUAUAAACUUUAGUUACUAGGCUAGCAAUAGCAAUUUUUUUGUUAAUUAUUCGAUUUCAAUUUCAUUAUCGCUUACUCUUAAAGUAAAACAUCGAAUAAAAAGUCUAAUUUAGGUAGGUGUAUGGUAUAUGUUUUUUCAUAAUAGCCUGAGCGUAAGACUUCUACUAAAUAGGUAGAAACGAACAGUGCGGAUAGAAAAAACUUCUUUUUUGCUGAAAGCGGAAAUUUUGAAUUUAAAUUUUAAGAAUGCAUCAGCCAUCUUUCAUGGACUGAUGGUCGCAGUUUUCGCUUUUUACUUGUAUAUAAGAUUAAAAGUCCUUGUUUAUUUUUUUCUAAUUCUUUUUUUGCAGUCACCUUUUAUUAUUUUAAAAUGGUGUCCUUUCUUUACAUAAAUAUUUUUCUCCUACUGAAAUGGGACGGUCAAAAAGAGAAAAUAUCAGAUUUAAAUGACUAAGAAGCUUUUUCGAAAAAGUUUGUGAGUGAAUCGCUCACGUUAAGUGUUUAAUUUGAUAAGAUAAAUGAAGAGUAUCCAUGCUUAAUGACCGCCCUUACUCUACAUAUACAUAUGGAAGUUUUGGGUAUAAGUCAAAUGACUAUAGUUCCAAUUCUAUCUAAACAUAUUAAAUAUAAAAAAUAAUUAAGUGCCAAUAAAAUAAUCCAAACAAUGUUCCCACUUACAGAAUGAUUACAAUAAAAUGUUCAAACUUUUUCCAUACCUUGCAACUUACCGCAAUUUGCAUCAAUAAAAUAUCCAUCUAAAAUGGUUACAUAUCCUUCUCCAACAAGAAAAAUAUUUUUGCUGAACUGUUUGCUUUGGACACGCUUGCAACAGUACCAUAUGAAACGCAUCUUGUGAAUAGAUUAUCACAGAUCAUCUCCACAAUGGAUUUUUUUCUCGCGAAUACUCACCCCUGAAUCACCGUUGAAACCUUUGUUUAGUUUUAGUAUAAAGAAGUUUAUGUUUUUAUUUAAAUGUGUGAUCGAAAGCGAUUAAUAAUGAAAAUCCAGUCCAUGGAACCCUAGCAAACGCACAAGAGCCGCAAUUAUAUAUUGUACUCCUCCGUGUAUGCCAAAACAGCAAUUUAUUAGAAGAGAGCAUCGCAGAAUAGCUCUAGCAUUAAAGUCAAAUUUGUUCUUGCUAAUCUCCAAUCCAAUCGUUUCUUUGUUUUUGUGCUUUAUUUAGUUACCGUUCUCUUAGGAAGAGCGAUAAAAUCGUAGCUGAUGAGUUGUAGGUUGGUUUUGCUUAUCCUCUCCUUUUGAUGCACUAUUUAAGUUUGUAUCUUUGUGAUUGCAGUGCCAGUUGGGUUAUAGCUUUGCCACUGUUGCUGUUCUUGUCUUAUCUUGCACAAAUUAGACAAGGUGUUCUCGGCAUUUCCCAAGCAAACGCAAUGGGGUAGAAUUCGAGUUAUUACUAGGGCACAUAAAUAUUAACAUGACAAGUGUCUCAAAUAAAGAUACAUAACCUAAUAUUCGCGAUUUCGAUUUUUACUGGAGACCCAUGGAAGUCAUGUCUAAAAACCGAUCUUCUGAAUGUAUAGCAUGACAAUACAAAUACUUCCUGCCCUUUUCCAAUGGCGAAUGCGAGUUCUAUCUGAAUCCAGUCGUCAGAUUCAGAGCGCAAACUGAUUUCUUGAUUUCCAAGUUGCAGACCUUAAAAAAACGAGAUUUCGUAAUUUUUUAUUUGAGGUAUUGUCGAUACUAUUUAUUCGGCAGCUCAAAAGUUAAAGAAUAUGAUAUAAGGUGGCUAUUUCAAAUAUUAAUAAAAUACAUUUUGCUUUGGGCAGCAUGGGCGGUAUUAAAUUUUUGGGAGUCUAACUCAAGUUGUUUGUGCCGUAAAUAACGAAUAUUGUCAAUGUAAAAGGACUGUCAGCACUUUAUAGUUUUAUAAAAUAUCUAUUAUUAAUAUUUUUUUUUGUUUUAAAUAACACAUUGGAACGAAUUAAUAGUACGACGUAGCAGUGUCAUUAUUGAAAAAAUCUUCAUUAUUGCCUGGCAUUCACAAGUACAUACACAUGUGGUCACUAAAAUAGGUACCACCAAUUUUGUUGCUAAAUAAGGGAUUUUUUUUUUAACAAUUAGGAGGUUUUAUUUUUUUUUUUGAUAAAUUAAAAAAAUUCAUUAAUUUCAUCCUACGGCAGGUUGCGUCAAAGAUUUAAAAUGGCGUUCAGGGCAGGCGAUUGGCUGGCCAAUUCAUAAAGUUAAUGUUGUUUUGACGAAACCAAUCCUUUACUAGCUUUGAUUAGUCGUUAUCUUGUAUAAACCUUUCUGGCAAUUUGUGGAUACCAUGCAAAUAGAAAUGUUCGUCUUUGAAGCAAACCAAUCAGACGCCUAUGAUUUUCUUUCGUGUCUUUGAAUCACAAUUUCACAAGAGUUUCUUCGGUUUUCCGUUGGUCUUGCAUUCAAAUCAUGUGGCACUCAUUUGCAACACUUUUAGAUCUUUCCCAUAGCUUUCAAACGGUCUGAAAUUGUUUGUUGUGUUAUAUUUAACAUGGCUGCCAUUUGUUUUUGACUCAAAGUAUCAUCUUCAUCCAAUAUUGCUUGUAGUUCGGCGUCUUCAAACUUUUUUGGUGGUCUUCCACGUUGUUCAUUUCUCACAUCAAAAUCAUAAUCUGUAAACUCGCUGAUAUUACGUUGUUUAUUUCUGCUACAAUCGCCUUUGAUGACUUAAAGCGCAAGAGCCGCAAAUAAAUUGUCGGUAGUAGAAGAGGUUUUUUUAAUGCCACUACGUCGAUCUUGUAAUUUUUGGCGCUUCAGGGCAAUCACAACCAAAAUUUUCGACCUUCCCAGUAAUUUAACAAUCUAUUUGCAUGUUUUUUUUUGUUUUGCCUGUGAAGGUUAAGAACAAGUGUUUGUUCCUCAGCUGUACAGUGUCGCGCACGUCCCAUCCAUUAAGACAUUAAUAUUAAUUUUUCUUAAUUACAUUAUUUCCAAAUUGACAAUUUACGUUAGGUUCAGCAUAGCAAUGAAUUCAAUAAAACGAAGGUACCAAUUUUAGAGACCACAUGUGUACGUAUGUAUGUACAUAUAUACACAAUAGUAGGAGCGCAAAGAAACAAAUAAUGCAAGUAUAUUCUUUAAGUGCUUAUGGUAGUUUAAAAUGUAUUUGUUAAUGUGGAAAUUUUGAAAUUAUUUUCAAAACUAAUGCGAACGAACAAAUUUUCCUUAGAAGUAUUUUAGUAAAGAAUAGUUUUAGACACGUACUUCAAAGAACUGUAUAUGGUAUUACUUAUAAAUUAUGGUAAGCUAGUGAUCGAAAGUAUGUUUCAGCAACCAGUAUUAAGCGGAAAAAUAUUAAAACCAAAUAUAGACAAAAUGUGUGUAUACAACUCGUAAAAAUCGCAAAUAAAUGGAUUGUUUUCAAAUUUUAGAAAGAAGUCACAAAUUAUCGUUAUAUAGUAUAUUUAAAAUUUAAUAUAUACAUUAAUUGCAAUCAAGCAAAUUAAGCAGUAUAGCAGUAUAGGAAUGUACCAAAGUCUUAAAAUAAACAUAAGAAAAUGUUAAAUUAGAAAGCAGAAUUAUGAAAAUUGAAGCAAAACGAAAAAGUUUCGAGAAAAAUAUAAAUCGAAUUGGAUUUAGAUGUAAGAAUGUAAAAGAACUACCAUAAUAUGUAACAUAAAAUAAUAAAUAAAUAAAUUGAAAAAAU
Molecule: messenger RNA, 11163 nt
Organism: Bactrocera dorsalis (oriental fruit fly)
Lineage: Eukaryota; Metazoa; Arthropoda; Insecta; Diptera; Tephritidae
Product: mucin-12
Exons: 6
Cellular component (GO): membrane
Molecular function (GO): protein binding
Source: RefSeq, a predicted model, not a curated record